AUGCGAGCAGCUAAAUUCAGGAGGGGAAGGAAGAGCCUUGAAGAUGACCCAAGGUCUGGAUGUCCUGAAACUACUACCAGCGAGGAAAACGUCGAUCGUGUUCAAAAUAUAGUGACGGAUGACAGGCGAUUGACUAUACAUCAAAUAGUCAACGCUUUUGGCAUAUCUCGUGAAACAGUUGAGAAUAGUCUACUCAAUGAACUUAGCAUGACAAAGGCUUCUGCUCGGUGGGUGACACCUGACCAAAAGUAUACCGGGUUAAUCACAUCACGGGAAAAUCUGACACUGUUUGAGGCAGAUCAAGCUGGUUUCCUUGACAGUUUCCUAAGCCAGGGUGACUGUUGGGUUCAUCACUUUGAGCCAGAGACAAAGUGA
This is a messenger RNA of Octopus sinensis (East Asian common octopus), 375 nucleotides long. Its product is annotated as protein GVQW3-like. The coding region runs from base 1 to 375 and encodes 124 amino acids. The transcript has a single exon. NCBI's taxonomy places the organism in Eukaryota, Metazoa, Mollusca, Cephalopoda, Octopoda, Octopodidae. The record is from RefSeq and is a predicted model, not a curated record.